AUGGAUCAAUUUUCACUCAAGGGCAACACUGCCGUUAUUACCGGCGGGGCGCGUGGGUUGGGCUUCGCUUUCGCUGAAGCGCUUGCUGAAGCCGGUGCGAACAUCACCAUUCUGGACAUCGGUACUCCUCAACUCGGCUCCCUGCAGACUCUGGCUAUGAAACACUCCGUAAAACUGGAAGCGUACAAGGUUGACGUUACCUCAAGAGAGCAAGUAAACCAGGUCGUUGAAACCAUCGAAAAAGAGUUUGGCAGUGUGGACGUCAACAUUAACGCCGCUGGUGUGGUUACUGACGAGCCCUUCCUCACUACUUCCGACAAAGAUUUGAGCUCCAUAUUCAAUGCCAAUUUCGUGGGCUCUUUCCUCGUUGCCCAGGCAUGUGCCAAUGCUAUGGUUAGAAAGUGGGAGAAAAUUGACAAGCCGAAACCACAGGAUGCUCCUCUAAUUGGCUCUAUCAUCUUAAUCUCAUCUGUUGCGACGCAUAUCAGCACGAUGGCUCAGCAAAUUAGUUGCUACACCGUAUCCAAGGCGGCAGUUCGUGGCCUUGUAAAGCCCUUUGCCAUGGAGCUGGCACAGUAUGGAAUCCGAGUUGAAAAAACUUUCCCAGACCUUCUGAAGCAGUUCAACCAGGAGUCAAUGUUUGGAAGGGUGGGUGAGCCUGAUGAACUCAAGCCAGCUAUCCUUUAUCUCGCUGCAAGCACUUGGACAACUGGACAGGACCUACUUGUUGAUGGUGGUGUGAGCUCCUGGAAGCACCGAGGCAAUUGGUAG
This is a messenger RNA of Penicillium cataractarum, 771 nucleotides long. RefSeq lists its product as uncharacterized. The record is from RefSeq and is a predicted model, not a curated record. NCBI's taxonomy places the organism in Eukaryota, Fungi, Ascomycota, Eurotiomycetes, Eurotiales, Aspergillaceae. The transcript is spliced from 5 exons. Gene Ontology annotation, molecular function: oxidoreductase activity, acting on the CH-OH group of donors, NAD or NADP as acceptor. The coding region runs from base 1 to 771 and encodes 256 amino acids.